CUGCAAAUUAUCUUGCAAGCACUUUUUAGGUUAAUGCUGCCCUUAGUCACCCAAAUCAACAGACUUUUCGUUGAUUUGAUAGCAAAAAGUUUUGUUUAGAAGUUGAUUUGGACGGCUGACGGUCAUACGUCAUGCAGGUUGCAACCCUUUUGGCUUCCUUUCUCCAGUCCCGCUAACAUGAUAGAGUUCUGCUCCGAGAGACGUAUGUUCAUAGCCAUUGGCUUACUAGGAGGAGUGACUUUAUUAGUUCUGAUAUUGGAAGGACGGUGGACGUGGUCUGCCACUGCGGCCAGAGGUACCGUUGCCCCCUCUGCCUCAUCAGUCUCGUCAGCCUCGUCACCUCAAGCGACCAACACUUCCUGCUGGCUGCAUGAAGAAUAUGAAGUUGUGGAAGAAUGUCAUCCAUGUACAGAUUUUGAAGUUGCAAGUAAAAGCAUUAAGGAGUGCAUUCCAACUAAGUUCAAGGAAGUAGUUAAGUGCAGGAUAUCUGGACGUGCUGUUAGAAGCUGUCAAAAAGUGGUUUGGCUUGAGGAGCGAAAAUUCUGGCUGUUUGAGGUUUUUACACUGUGUGGAGCUCUUAUAUCUUCCUUGGCUGUAUUCAUUCGUCAGAGGCAGCUAGAUAGACGAAUGAUGAAACGGUUACAAGCUCAACUUUCUACUACUUGUGCUUGAUUCAGAAUAAUUAAUUUACUACAAUGGGUACUUUGUAUC
Thrips palmi is the source of this 711-nucleotide messenger RNA. RefSeq names its product protein JTB (gene JTBR). The coding region runs from base 178 to 672 and encodes 164 amino acids. The transcript is spliced from 4 exons. The record is from RefSeq and is a predicted model, not a curated record. Gene Ontology annotation, cellular component: spindle; midbody; cytoplasm. Lineage: Eukaryota; Metazoa; Arthropoda; Insecta; Thysanoptera; Thripidae. Gene Ontology annotation, biological process: mitotic cytokinesis.